This is a messenger RNA of Chondrus crispus (carragheen), 2191 nucleotides long. RefSeq lists its product as hypothetical. The record is from RefSeq and is a predicted model, not a curated record. Lineage: Eukaryota; Rhodophyta; Florideophyceae; Gigartinales; Gigartinaceae. Gene Ontology annotation, biological process: tRNA dihydrouridine synthesis. Gene Ontology annotation, molecular function: tRNA dihydrouridine synthase activity; flavin adenine dinucleotide binding. The coding region runs from base 1 to 1470 and encodes 489 amino acids. The transcript has 4 exons.
AUGAACUCUGCGCAGAUGAACUGUCUUCAUAUUACACGUCUGACAACUGUAAGGUAUCUGCGCCGCACUGGAUUCAUCCCCUCGUCGUCGCACCUGCCCUUCUCCCUGCUGGACUGUACAGUGUGGCGGCCUUUUUCAGUCGGCACCACAAGAGGCUUCGUUGAGCACAACUCCUGCCUCAGAGUGAUGAGGGAUGCCCAUCCGACAUCAGCGCGGCAUCCUGUUGCAUACAUUCAUCCUUUCAAUGUCAAGUCAAGUUUUUCCGUUCUAGCGCGCCAGAACCAGUUGUCACCUGCCUUGGCUGUUCGUGCUCGACAAAUUGCGAUGACCGGCCUUUGUCAUUCACCCCGAUAUUCAGUUGCGCCUAUGAUGGAAGUCACGGACCGUCACUUUAGAACACUUUCACGCCUGAUUAGUCGAGAUGCUGUGCUCUACACAGAAAUGGUCGUGGAUCGUACACUGAUUUACAAUGAACAACUUAGAGAAUACGCGUUGAGGAUUCCGCCACUGCCCAAUUCGUCCUCUUCGCAACAUCCCGUCGUGCUUCAAUUAGGCGGCUCUGUCCCCGACGAGCUUGAAGCUGCAGCUCGAAUCGCCGCAAAGUAUGGGUACAGUGAGGUCAAUUUGAAUUGCGGUUGUCCAUCACCAAAAGUUGCUGGCAAAGGUUGUUUUGGAGCUGCGUUGAUGCGUGCGCCAGAAGUCGUUGCGGAAGCGACGAAAAAGAUGGCUGCUGUUUUGCCGGAGACCACCCCUGUAACAGUGAAAUGUCGUAUUGGCGUAGACGACUUGGAUUCCUAUGACUUCUUACGCAACUUUGUUGAAAUUGUUCACCAACGGGGCGGGGUCAAGCAUUUCAUCAUUCACGCAAGGAAAGCGAUUCUUGGGGGCCUUUCCCCAGCGCAGAACCGCUCAGUCCCACCCUUAAAAUAUGGGUAUGUUCACAGACUCCUGCAAGACUUUCCUGACGUAACUUUCACCAUAAAUGGGGGAUUUAAGACUCUAUCUGCUGUGCAGGAACAACUUGACGUUGGCGUCCAUGGUGUCAUGGUUGGUCGGGAAGUAAUGGACAAGCCGUGGCAUGCGCUUUGUGAUGUGGAUCGCCUGUUUUUUGGUCGUAAUUGCACACCGGAUGAUGGGACAAUUCUCACUCGUCGAGGUGUACUUCGCGACUACACUGCAUAUGCCGAGAACGAAAUUGAGCGGACUGGUUGUUCUAUUCGGGCUGUGGUCAAGCCACUUUUACAAUUAUUUCAUGGGGAACCGAACGGCAAAAUAUAUCGGCGAGCUAUCGACGAGUGUCUCCGGGACCCAGCCCUCUCUGUCGGAGAUAUUAUAAAUCGCGCUUCCUCCGUACUGUCAGAUGAUGUUCUUGAUGCACCGCCUCCUUCAGCCGUCGCACAUCUUGAUAAGAGUGUAGCAGAUGAUGUACAGGUAUGUGCAGCCUUUGAACAUCGACAAGAGGGCCUCUGAUUAUUGCGUGGGAUUUCUGGAGUUUGAACAAUAUACAAGAGGAGAAGAAUAUCAGCAUGGCUCCGUAAUGUCAAAACAAUACAAUGCAAACCCUCAGCAUGGCACAUCAGUGCCUAUGUGGCAACGAAAUAGGUAAUUUUGGAAUUGCGGACCGUUGCCUAGGGAGGGGCAGAGGCUGUCCGAUGGAGAGUAGGCAUGAGAAUAAGAAUAUGUUUGCACGGUGCGAAAGGACAUCAAAAGGGGGGCCGAGCCUCAAGGUUUGGAUGAACAGGACGUGUGCCAGGAAGAGCACGGUAAACUGUUCUUGAAGGUGACGGAUGGUGCGACAUCUGCAUCCGACUGCAACGGUUAUUGUUGGGACGCGAUGGUUGGGCGUGCAGUUUGUGUGCCAUGUCAUAGCAGCGUGCUCUCCCCUCGUGACGAAGAAUUUUGAAUUUUCGAGUCGUUUUCAAUCGAAUUUUGUGGCUUGCCGCAUUUUGGAGCGUCCCGCCCGUGUGCUUUUCACAAAACAGCUCCUGUACAUUUUAUAGCUCUGUACGAUGCAACACUCGACAGGAUCACAUUCGUCCGGCACUGCUUUACAAGUCCCUUUCUCAAACCACAGCGCGACUUUUUCUGUCCUUUCAUCUGCAACACGCGACUUAUCUGGACCAGCAACAUUAGGUCUUCCUAAGAGGACUGGAAACCAUCCGCAUUGGUAAACGCAACGCUUUUUUCAGAA